AUGCUCGUUUCUUCUGAAGAUGCCAAACUUGGAGGUUGGGUCUGCGCCGGUUUAUCCUUGGUGAUAUUGAUUAUUCGGAUCAUUGCAGCGAGAAUACACCAUGGAUCUUUCGAUCUCAGCACUGCUAUCUGUGUCGCUGCGGUCGUCGCCGUCGUGAUUCGCCUUAUCGUGAAUCAAUUCGUCCUUACCUAUGGAACGUCGAACGACGCGCUCAAUGGCAAAUCAACAUACUUCAACUCCGAGGAUCUCGAAAAUCUCAAGAUUGGAAGCAUUUUAUCACUGAUCGCGCGACUUCUGAUCACCACGAUUUGCUGGCUUCAGAGUUGCUUGUUGUUGCUCUUCUACUCUCGGAUCUUCGAGAUCAGGGCGAAAUGGACCACCAGACUCAUUCAAAUUUGCUGGAUGGCAAUCCCUGUGACCUAUGUUGGUGUGGUACUGGCGACUUUUCUCGAAUGUCAGCCAUUCCAUCUGUAUUGGCAGGUCAAACCGAGUCCGGGAAGAUGUAUCAGAGCCUAUAUCCAGCUGCUUCUCCAAGGAAUUUCAAACAUUGUUCUGGAUUUGCUCUUAUUGGCGAUUUCUUACCCGCUUCUUGCUGCGGUGCGCCAACGAAGCCUUUCGGAGCAGCUCAGAGUCGGGACAUUGUGUUGUCUCGGGGUCUUUUGCAUCGUUAUCACACUGGUCCGCAUCGGGUACAUUUACGCCGAGCAGUCGUAUCAGCCGGUGCGCAGCUUCUUCGCUUCUGUUCAAAUAGCUGCUUCCUGCUUCGUGGCCAACGUACCCACGAUCUAUGGCUGUGUUAGGAUGAUCAGAAGGCGCAAAUCGCACCAAAUGCAGAGAAGGGGGAGUCGGCCGGAAGUUUGGCUGCAGCUUCAGGUCACCAAUGAGAGUAACACGUCCGCCAAUGUUCCAGUCUCUAUGCGAGAGACCAGUUCGUCAAACGAAUCGGAGAAGAAGUGGUCACGCUUGAUCCCGUAA
Cladophialophora psammophila CBS 110553 is the source of this 975-nucleotide messenger RNA. RefSeq lists its product as uncharacterized. Lineage: Eukaryota; Fungi; Ascomycota; Eurotiomycetes; Chaetothyriales; Herpotrichiellaceae. The transcript has a single exon. The record is from RefSeq and is a predicted model, not a curated record. Bases 1 to 975 code for a protein of 324 amino acids.